GCUAGGGGUCAGGAGGGGAGUGACUCGUUAUCCAUCUUUGGAGGUCGGGCCUCACAGGUUAGACAAGAGGGGAUCUCCAGCUGAUCUGAUCGGGCCCGUUCUAUAAAUCAGUCCUCUCUUCUGUUUAUUUUUUAUUUAUUUAAUUUUUUAUUUAUUCUGCGACGUGCCGCUCUCUAAGUCCAAAUGAUUCGCAACUCUGGCUCGGAGUUCUACCUUCUUCUCUGUGUGACUUUCAGUUUGUUUCUUUCAUCUGAACUAUCUAUGUCCAGCAUCGAGACCCGUUCGCAGACAGCGAAAAGAGAAGAAAGAGAGAGAGAAGGUGUUUUGUUUGAGAUUGUGAGGAGGGGCAAGAGGAGUGUUCGUCCAAGCGUCAGGAGAGAGCGGACCCCUCUUGAGAGCUCUACUGACAUCCCUUCCUUCGGCAUGUCAAACAUCACAUUUGCCCAAUGGCAGGCCAUGCUGGAUGCGGCAGACGAGAGCGAAAGACCGUUCUUCCAGAAACUGUAUGAUGAUGCUGUGCAGAGGGAAAGGGAGGCAGCGGCAGCAGCUAGAGCUGCCAACAUUGCUGAUCAGAUGGCUCUCCUUCGGAUCCGGGAAGCCAAUGCUGACCGGUUUCAGGAGGAACUAGCUGCUGCCGUAGCAGCCUUGGUCCGACUGCGGACCUUGGAAAACCUUGAGUCCCAUGUGACAGCACUAGAGCAGCGAAAGCAAGAGCUGCAGGCUAAGAUAACCAGCCUCAAACAGUAUCAAUUGGCUAUCCCCCGCCCUCCUAACCCUCGACCUGCUGCAGUCCCGGUCUCUCAACCUAACACAGUCCUCAUGACAAGGGCAAGUGGAUCUGUGGCAAGCGCAAGAACCAGUGCCAACUCCUCGAGCGGCAGCGCCGGUAGUUCUGCACUAGUCAUAGUCCCAAGUGCAUGGACAUCAGCCCAAAACGCCACAGUCCUCACUGGCGUUCAGUACAGCGGUCCCAUGGUGGACAAGCGGGCGGCCACGCUGCCGUCCAAAUACGACGGGAAGGCGGACAUCACCUCCUGGAUUAGUUCCAUGCGGUCAUACUUCAAGGUCAUGCAGACACUGCAAGAGGACCGAAGUAUGAUCAUGGGGACUAAUACUCAGCCCGCCGUACGGAAUUACAUUGAGCUCCAAGCUGUUGCUGCAGGUUAUGCAAGAAUUGACCUGACUGAGUGGCUGAAGGUAACCCCAGUACGCACCCUUGAGGACCUUCUCAUCGCACGAUACCAAGACAAGCAUGCUGCACUCAAGGCUAGGCUGAAGCUUGAGGCCCUCAAGGGUCAAACAUGGAGGUCCUCCAUGCAAGCUUUGGAACAACACUUGACUGGUUUGUUCACUACUCCAGACCUGGGAAUGACUGACGUGUCUUGUAUAGAUGUAGUCAUGGGAGUGGCCCCCAAAGAGUAUCUCUCCCUGUUGGCACUCAAAGACCACUCCACCUGGCGAGAGCUCAUGACGGAUCUAGUCAACCUAGAGGCCAAGGACCUCGCCAGGCGGAAGAAGGCGCCCGCUGCAGGUGGGAAACCACAACGCAAGCGGUYUGGAAGCAGCAACCAGCUUGCACUGCAUGAUCAUCRGGAGGYUGAAGAUCAGUCCUAUGCGGAUGAUCUGUCUCUAGAUGACGAUYUAGAGYCGGACUCCGAUAUGGGCUGUUCCACAUCAGCCAUUGAGUCUGACAUCAACGAAGAUGAAAAGUUGAAUGCUUUUAGAAAGACUGCUUCAAACAAGGGGCCCAACCGUGGUUCGGGUAGGGGAAUUGUUGUCCACCUCCCUAAGAACGCAAAGAUCCCUGAGAAACCGGAGGAUGCAUCAACCAAGCCUUGGGAAGCCCUCCGUAUCAUUCAAAAGGAAUGGGAAACAAGAUCUAAACUACGCAUAUGCCUGCAUUGUCAGAAGCCUGGGCAUGCUGUGCAGGACUGUUACAGACUUCAGGGAAACAAGCAAAGUUCAGCACUCCCUACAACAAGGGAAGCUGGAACAUCAGUUGCAGGCCUCUCUAAUGAGCCUGAAUCUGAUCAACAACCCACUCUUGAAGCCCGGAACGACGCUGAAUCCAAGGCUGCUGCAAUUCAUGUGCUUUACACUGAGCCUUGGGAGGAGUCUAAGGAAGUUGACUUCCUCGCUUUCGGCGCGAAUACCCUUACGAGGGUAUCCGCCCUGGUUUUCGCAAAUGACAGAAAAAUGAGUUUGGUCUAAAGUCAAGUAUACUGCGCGAGGCGCGGUUGCGUCUGUGCGGUUACGAUGGCCGAAAGGUUGACUAGAACAAAAGGUGUGUGGGCGC
This is a messenger RNA of Chara braunii, 2296 nucleotides long. The record is from the annotation of a GenBank genome assembly. Lineage: Eukaryota; Viridiplantae; Streptophyta; Charophyceae; Charales; Characeae.